CCCGUCGUAAUAUUCCCUAGCUCGCCGUUGAAGAUAAGGCGGCCGUGAAGAGAGAAGGACGAGAGGAAAAAAAGAGAAAACCCCAUUUUUUUUGUUCUUCUUCUUCUUCUUUUGGGUUUGGCGCUUUGGUCGGUCCAGUGAUCGUUGCCGCCAGAUGAUGGCUGGAGGAAUCGUCAAGAAGAAUCAGCAGCAGCAGCAAGCGCCAGCGGUUCUAGGCAAGAUCAACGAUGAGAAUCGGCCGCCAGUGCAAGAAGUGGAGUACAUUCUUUCCAGGGAUCUCAAGCCGCUCAAAGAUCCCGAGACGCAGCUCAAGACCCUGGCAGCAAGGCUCGGCUCCGGAGAUUGGCUCACCGUGUGCGCGGCGCUGAAUCAAGUGCGCCAGAUCUCCAUCUUCCAGUCGGAUUUGCUCCUCCCCGUGCUGGAGAAUGUCAUGACCCUAGUCUUGAAGGCCGUGAAGAAUCCUCGCAGCGCGCUGUGCAAGACGGCGAUUAUGGCAUGCUCGGAUUUGUUCCAGGCGUUUCAAGAUCAAGUGCUCGAAAUGCUCGAUCCUCUGUUGCUCCAACUAUUGCUCAAAGCAUCACAAGACAAGAAAUUCGUUUGCGAGGAAGCCGAAAAGGCUCUCUUGGGAAUGACUACCUGGAUAUCGCCCGUCUCUUUGAUCCACAAGCUCCAGCCGUAUACGACGCACAAGAACCCCCGCGUCCGUGCAAAGUCGGCAACAUGUAUCUCCAAGAGCGUCGCCAAACUCGGCGCCGAAGGCAUCAGGGACUACGGAUUGGAAGCUUUGAUGCAAAUCGCCGCUGCGCAGCUCAUCGACCAGCUCCCCGAGGCUCGCGAAUCCGCUCGUAAGUUGGUGGUGGAGCUCCACUCGGCCUUCCAGCAACAGCCGGACGUGAGCUCCAAUCUCUCCGAGACGAGCAGCAGCAGCAGUGGCAGUGACUCCGACGAUCAAAACCAGAAAUCCUGGGAGGAGUUUUGUUCCAGCAUCCUCACUCCCGCGGUGGCGCAGCCGAUUCUUCGCGUCAGCACCAGGUGAUCGAUUUGAUACCGCCUCUAUCAAACGAUCGUCUCGAGGGAGAGAGAGGGAGAGGGUCUCCUCCAAAUUUGUACAAAAGAAAGCUCUUAUGCCCUGUAGAUUUUCUAGUGGUGCCCAAGACCAGGAGUGAGAGAGAGAGAGAGAGAGAGAGAAGAUGAUCGAUCGAUGAUCGCCACCAUUGGCUGGUUCUUUUUUCCUUGGCGAGCACGAAACAAAAUUAAAAACCCAUUUUAAAGGCAAA
Messenger RNA from Selaginella moellendorffii, 1277 nucleotides. Its product is annotated as TOG array regulator of axonemal microtubules protein 2-like. Lineage: Eukaryota; Viridiplantae; Streptophyta; Lycopodiopsida; Selaginellales; Selaginellaceae. Gene Ontology annotation, molecular function: microtubule binding. The record is from RefSeq and is a predicted model, not a curated record. Gene Ontology annotation, cellular component: cytoplasmic microtubule. The coding region runs from base 155 to 1036 and encodes 293 amino acids. Gene Ontology annotation, biological process: microtubule cytoskeleton organization. The transcript has 5 exons.